AUGCCCUUGCGAAAAGACAAACGAGAUCUCAUCGACAUCGACUUUACAUUAAGACGCGUGUUUGGGAAGAAGACAUUUCGACCCCUCCAGCGGGAAGUUAUUGAGGCCGCUAUUGAGGGCCAUGAUGUGUUUCUUCAGGCUGCCACGUCGUUUGGGAAGAGCUUAUGCUUUCAAUUACCAGCUAUUGUGGGGCAUGGAGUCACAAUUGUUGUUUCUCCUCUUCUUGCAUUGAUGGUGGAUCAAGUCACUGCCCUAGAAGCUAAUGGCAUACCCGUCGCAACGAUCAAUUCAACAACUACGCUUACCAGAAGGCGGGAAAUUGUAAAAGAUCUCCUCUCGGGACACCCCACUUUACGCCUUUUAUACGUUACCCCCGAAUUCUGUCAGACGGAUUCCUUCCGUCGAAAUCUUCAAACAGUUCACGUACAAGGCGAACUUGCUCGGAUCGCAAUUGAUGAGGCGCAUUGUGUCAGUGAAUGGGGCCAUGACUUCCGUCCUGCUUAUAAAGAGCUGUCGUGGUUCAGAAAAGAGCUACGCAAACCAUUUGUUCCAAUCACUGCUCUCACAGCAACAGCCACCGCCCGCGUCCGCUCAGAUAUAAUAUCUCUGCUAGGAUUGGAUCCUCUCACCUUGAGGAAAUUCAGCACUGGAUCAGCGCGACCAAAUAUUCAUUACGAGGUCCGAUAUCUUUCAGAUUGUUCUAUAGACCCUGCAGUUCCUGGCACAGAUCAAUUAAAUGACCUCCUCUGUUGGCUGAGCUCGAUUCAUAAUAGACGUGUUGCACGGCUAACUCCUCCCCAACAAGAAAAUUCUAACGAACCUAGCACGACCAUCAUACCUCCCCUUCCUCCUCUUAUAGGAAUUAUCUAUGUCCCAUUAAGGGCUAUCUGCACUGAACUUGCGAACAGCUUAUCAGCCUCACCUCUCAACAUCAAAGCAGUCGCUUAUCAUGCUGGGCUGUCUGCUUCUGAACGGUCCAAAAUUCAGUCACUGUGGAGCUCACCAAGCAAGGUCUCUGGAUCAACAAAAGAAAAGGCAGGAGAAAAGCCCAAAUCACCUGCCUUUUGCAUCGUGGUUGCCACCAAUGCUUUUGGGAUGGGUAUUGACAACCCGCAUGUUCGCUUUGUCAUACACUGGACUCCGCCCCGCAGUUUUGAAGGUUUUGUGCAAGAAUCCGGUCGAGCAGGUCGGGACGGCCGUGCAGCUGUGUCUCUGGUAUACUAUAGCCCUCAGGAGCGCGACCGUGUAAUGGACCGCUUGACCCGAGACCAGGACUGGCAUUUCGAAGCAGCUUUGCAGGGAAACAACCCCGCGAGUAAAAAGCGCAAGGCCACAACAGCAAAUUUAGAAGCCAAGAUACGCAACCAGGAAGCACUCCUAGAGAGUUUCAAGAGGAUGGUAAAAUAUUGCGAAACAACAACCCGGUGCAGACAUGAUGUGAUUCGCGAAUUUUUCGGCGAGCGGGAUCCGAAUCUUGACGCACGAAUGGGACAGCCUUCUCAAGUUUAUAAGGACACUUCUAUUACAUCAAUGUGUGAUUUUGCAUGCGAUUUCUGCAAAGAGGGUCGUGAAGCGUUGACACGCCGAAAGAAACUUAGUGGGGCACAUGAACAUUCAGGGGAUGACUAUGCUGAGAGUUUUCUUCCAGCCCCUGGGUCCAGGGCGGAAUUCACGGGCUUUCGUGCUGCUAGCCUUAUAGACACAUACAAACGAUACUAG
Paracoccidioides brasiliensis Pb18 is the source of this 1719-nucleotide messenger RNA. RefSeq lists its product as uncharacterized. Gene Ontology annotation, molecular function: 3'-5' DNA helicase activity; ATP binding; nucleic acid binding. Gene Ontology annotation, biological process: double-strand break repair via homologous recombination. The transcript is spliced from 4 exons. The record is from RefSeq and is a predicted model, not a curated record. Gene Ontology annotation, cellular component: chromosome; cytoplasm. The coding region runs from base 1 to 1719 and encodes 572 amino acids.